Messenger RNA from Rotaria sp. Silwood2, 3027 nucleotides. The record is from the annotation of a GenBank genome assembly. Lineage: Eukaryota; Metazoa; Rotifera; Eurotatoria; Philodinida; Philodinidae.
AUGUCUGUUGAUAUCAACAACUUUGAUCCAACACGCGUAUUAGUCGGCAUUCCUUAUCUCAAUACUGUCUUUCAUUUUAUCGUGAGUAAUGAUGGAGCCAAACUGACACUGUCCAGCCAAGCAGAUAAUGGAAAUGGUGUUGGCUUUGGCAAAGGUGUUGCUUGGCUAGGAUCUGAUCAAGCUGCUAUUCUUGCCAAUAAAUACAAGUCCACAUUUUCAAGUUGGUUAUCUUCACAAAUUUGGCUCUACACUCAACUGCCUACAAUGGGUCUUGACACAGCGCCAACAGCCAUUAUACCUAACAGUCAACAGCCUUUGCCUUUGGCUAUCGAUAGUCAAUUUCUCAACAUAGUCUCCACUCCAAACUCAUUAGCUGUCUUAGACGUAGCUGGUGGAAUUCUUCUUAUAUUAUCUACAGCACCUGGUUUCUAUGCUUCAACGGAUACGAGUCUUUCGUCAGAACCUAUUUCAAUACCUGUCAUUAGUACAGAGCAGAAAUGUCCUGCAGGAACAAUGAAGAAUGAUAUGGGAAUUCAUCCGUGCUCUCUUUGUUCUUCAGGCUCGAGAAGUUCAACUGGUAGCACGAACUGUACAGCAUGUGCUUCAUCCGCAUUCUGUCCUCUUGGUGCUGUGGCCGAAAUGCCCCAGAGCGAAUUGGAGACGGUAUCGCAAGCAUAUGCCUACCCGAAAUCUCCUGACACGACUGUAUUCGAUGAUAUUCUCUUGUCAAAUGUGUUUCAAAUUAGCUCGACUAGACACUGUAUUGUGGUAUCACCUUUAUUCUGGACUCUCAUCGCUCUGAUUCCAAUAUUGUCUCUCGGUUGCAUUGUAACAAUUCUCCAGGUCUGCGUUCAAAAGUGGCGUCGCUCUGUACACAUCAAGAAUUUAAAAAAGAUUUUCAAGGGAACCGAUUUCAUAGUAAGUUAUUAUGAUUUUUUGAAAGUUUUGAUAAUAAGAACUGAAGUGCAUAAGUAAAAAAAGAUGCCUUCCCCCGUUCUCAAUCCCGCUAUAGAGAUUCUAACAAACAUAUGGACAUCCUAUGUAGAACUUUUGAAAAGCAAUAUAUUUUGUUUCAAUAUCUAUACGACUUUGAUCAGUCCACAUUACUCCUUCAGGAAAUCAUGAACUGACAAUGCUAUUCGUUAUUGAUGUCAUAGCUACCACCACUAACUUGUCGCCCUAGUUAUCAGUAGAUAUAUGACGUGCAUGCUGUUGGCUAAUAUGACUUUCCACUUCACUUACUCUUUCUUUCCUCCCUUAUGGUCUUUUUCAAUGCAGCAGAGGCGCUUUGCUUCUUCACAUAAUUGUGACUUUGUCUUUGAUCAUCAUGUUUUUUUUCUCUUCAUCUUGAUUAUCAGUCUAUUUCUUCGAUUGAGAUAUUCAAGAAAGAUCAAUAGAUUCAUUUUCUAUGCGUGAUUGCUCGUUCUUCCAUGAUAUGUUUGCAAUUAGUUCGCCAAGACUGGAGAGGAUACCUUCGUAAUAAGAUUCAUGAACUGGUGGUUAUUCAAUUAAUUGGAUGUUUCUUUUUAACUGGCCUGUUUUACUACUAGUUCUUAAUAUUCCCUGGGCCUACUAAAAAUUUUCUUUCAGUCACAGAGAAAAGUUGCGAAUGAAGGAUUUCGAUAGCAGUUAGUUUCCGCAUGUAGGCUGUGUUCUUCAAACUUGUUUAAGCUUGUUAGUUUUAUCGUAUGAAUGAACAGAAUAGAUAUUCUAUCUUUUCCUGAAAAUAAUUAAAGUUAAGUUAACUUUCGAAGGAAAUUUCUAAUUUAAUUUGGUGGAAUGAAAACGAUCAGUACAAGCUUAUAUCAAACUAGGAUCAGCUGAUCAUUCUGUUAGACUUUCAAAAAUCACGCAGUAGAGAUUUAUUGCAAAAAUAUUUCUCUCUAAAGAACUAUCACAUUCUUUUCUUGCAAAUUUAACGAAAUGUCCCGUAAUGCUAGAGAUCAAAAGGAAGAAAAGAAAAUCUCGAUUCAACAUGAUCCAUGUUGUAUUCAGUUCUGAUAGUGUAAACUAUUAACUCUAUUUUUCCAAGUGAUGUGUAUCUCAGCCAAAGGAUACUAUUCUUGCGUUUCUGUCAGUCUCUUUCUAAGAAAAAUACGUUUUCAGAGUUGCACAUUUUGUUUCGUAUAUUGGUUAGAAACUUUUCAGUUCUAUAGAGAUUGAAGAAGCAAGAAUAUAAAGAGAAGUAGUUCUAAAAUUGUAAUGAAAACAUUGAUAUUUUCUUGUACUCAAUUUUUAAGCAGCAAACAUAUGAUCUCAACUAAUUGGUUAGCAUCGCAGCAAUUGUUUUUCACAGGUGAAUGAAAACGAAAGUAAAAAAUCGGAGUAUAAAUGAAGCCCCUAUAUCGUCAAUAUGAUUUAGAGGAAUAGGCUGAAAGCAUAUAAAACUAUUUAUGCUGUGAUAAAGAGAAAACAUUAGCCAACAUUGACGUAGGCUAUCUAAGUGCAGCAUAAUGUGUAAAGAAUAACAAUAUUUAUAACAUUCGAAUGACUUAAUUCCAACGAUAAUAAUAAUGAUUCAAUGUGAAUCGGUUAUUUUUAAGACAAUUAUGCAAACUAAGAGCAUCUUUUACGCAUGUAAAUCAAUGAGAUUGAAAAAGAGUGACAGAACAGUGAACAAAUCUACAGAUUUGGCGAAAACCAGCUGUGAGCUAUGAUUCAUUUUACCCGUUUUCUUCGAAAACGAUAGACUUGAAGGCGAUGCACAGAAGUUGGACGAGGUGUGAUGUGUGGGUGAGAUUAUCUUUUUUAUCCGUACUCGUAUAGGUAUCUCUAAAUCGAACACUGAGUUUUUCUUAGUUAGUGCAAUAGACUUGUCAAGCCGCACAAAACAAUGAAAAAGUUUUUCUGUUCGGUGUUUAAUAAGCUAAUAUUUCCCUGAUGCUACGAGCUGACUUUACUUGCCUUAUUUUUAUAUAGACUGAAGGCGAAUUCUGGAUUGGCGGUUUGGUCACAAUUGUUCUGAUUGUACUCGUCUCCCAAGCAUACGCCUUCAGUACAAAAUUCAUCGCACAGUAUCCAGCAGAA